UUUCACAAAUCACACGUGGACUGUUAUUAUUUUCAUUUGCUUUUGCGAGUGCCGCUGUCAUGUGAAGUUGACGUCGCAUCCAUUUUAAUCCAUCGUGUGACUCUUAAAAUGUGAACAACUUGUGGUCGAACACUAAAUGUCUUCAUUGGUGUCCGUGAGUUUUCCCACUACGUUUAGUCAUAAGAUCGACCUUGAUUGCAGCCGGGAAAAUGAAAAAAGACUUGUACAUCACGCAUGUUGAGGCCUUCGGCGGCCUUCUUCGGACAUGGGCACAGGGUGAUGAAAAAUUAAGCGAACGAUUGAAAAGCGACAUCGAACAGAUCUCUCCGGUCCUAGAUAUGAACCAUGUCACAAGACCUGUGCAGCAACUCAGGGAUGCGAAACUCUGCUUGUUAAAAGUGAGGAACAACGAAUUUUUCCGAGUGAAAAUCCUAUCGUUGGAUAAACUAGAACAGCUCAACACAGUUCCUGUAUUUCUCGUAGAUUAUGGCAAUACUCUGAACGUUCGGCUUAAAAGUUUAAGACUCAUAGACACGCCCGACAGCAUGUAUCCUUCCAUUACUGAAGUUCCGUUCAUGGCCUCCCCCUUUCACAUCGCUGAAGUUCAAGCACCUGACACUCUUUGGCCACCUCGAACAGUGGACUUCAUAAAGCAUACUCUGGUCGACAAAACAUUCAGAUGCGAUAUUCUGGAUGGAGAACAAGUGAAAAAUAUAAUUCAAAUUUAUCUGAAUUUAGAGCCGUCUGAAACUUUUUCGAGCAUUCUAAUUUCGGAAGGUCUUGCUCGACACAUCGAUUUACCGACGCAAGAAGCUUUAAUACAGGACCUCUCUCAGAGCCAACGAUCACUGAUGGAUUUAAAUCCUGUAUGUAAGCCUCUAGUUUCAACUGGAGUUAUUGAUGUGGCCGCAGUACCACCAGGACAACCACAUACUGCAACACUCCCUUCUGAUGUGACGGUCUUAUUAGAUACUUUACUUACUUUUACCGCCGCCUGUACACCGGCGGCUGCCCCUUCUAUCACCCCAUUCUCACAGAUGACAAAUCCUACAAUUCCACGAUUCAUUAGCAUAAAUUUUACGCCUGGUUCUCGGCAUUCGGUAUACAUUUCAUACGUUGAAGAUGGAGUGUUUGAUUUUGCCGUUCAACUAAAGGUUGAUGCUGAUAAAUUCCUGCCUGAACUGUUGGUGGAAAUUGAUAAAAGUUUUAAGCCUACAUCAAUCCAAGGGGUAUUGAUACCUGGUACACAGUGCCUCGCAAGGUACACUUAUGAUCAAGUCAUCUGUCGAGCUGUCAUAACCGAUGUGACGGAGGACCAAGUUAAAGUGUACUAUGUAGAUUUCGGUAACUGGGAGUAUUUACCACCUUCAGAGGUCUUUGAAAUCCCACCGAGGUUCUUGACGCAGAGACCGAUGGCGACGAGAUUUUCACUGGCCGACGUGGGAAAUGACCCCGUAUGGAAACUAAAGGCCGUGCAAGAAUACUUUUACGAGUUGGCCAAAGAGAGAAAAUUUGUUAUGUACGUAAAAGCAAAGGAAGCAUCUUCACUAAUGCAAUACUGUGAUCUAUACUAUGAUGGUUACAAUAUCAGACACUUGCUGAAAAAGAAACUGUACCAAAAUGUGCCGCCACCGCAAUAGCCAACGCUAUCCUAUACAUGUCAUUAAUCGCGCGACCAUCACAAAACGAAUGACGUUACUACUGCCGUGCUAAGGAAGAACGCCGUAUAAGCCUCCACAUGUUACCAAAUUCUCUUCAUAAAUACUAAAUUUAUUGGGAAACUUGCGAAUAUUUUUCUUUAAAAAUUUUGUUCGCGAUUUGAUAUAAAAUAUCAAAAAAUUUCAAGGGUAACCACGAAUAACUUUCCUUAAAAAUACAUGUUUUAUUUGGCAUGCAAAAUUUGGCAACUCUCGAAUGUUUAUACGGCGUGUUUCCUUAGCAUGUCAGAACAAUAUCAACUACAAUAUCAUAAUUGGGCUAGGAAGUCAAAUGGGUCAACUUCAGUGGAAAAUACUAUAACCCACAUUAGACUGGUGUUUAGAGAAAAGGUUUGAAAUUUUAUUGGUAUCGACUCAAUCGGAAAAAAAAAAAAAAAAAAAAAAAAAAAAAAAA
Molecule: messenger RNA, 2112 nt
Organism: Bemisia tabaci
Lineage: Eukaryota; Metazoa; Arthropoda; Insecta; Hemiptera; Aleyrodidae
Product: tudor domain-containing protein 6
Source: RefSeq, a predicted model, not a curated record